Volvox carteri f. nagariensis is the source of this 4767-nucleotide messenger RNA. RefSeq lists its product as uncharacterized. The transcript has 6 exons. NCBI's taxonomy places the organism in Eukaryota, Viridiplantae, Chlorophyta, Chlorophyceae, Chlamydomonadales, Volvocaceae. The record is from RefSeq and is a predicted model, not a curated record. The coding region runs from base 1 to 4767 and encodes 1588 amino acids.
AUGAAAACGUGUCAACCAGUACUCAGUGUGCCCCCGGCAAGAAGAAACAACCAUCAGAAGGGCGUACUUGUUGUCCUUGAACCACCAGCAAUAGAUAUCGUUGGAGACGGAGGCGACGGCGCCGCCGCCGCGCCGCCGCCGCUGGCCGCGCCAUACAGGGUAACAUGUACGCCAAAAGACUCGUGCACGUCGUCAAUUGCCUCGCAAGCACGCGAGAAACAGCUUUCGGUGGUAUCGACCCAUGGGUCUUGGGAGCGCCGCCAGUCGGGAGACUCGCCGCCAGCCGCCACCGUCACCGCCGCCGCCAGCGUCGCAGUCGGCCUCGGUCCGCUGGCCAGCGGCGGAGGAGGCUUGCUGCCAGAUGGCGGCAGCAAGGUAAACACGGCAGCCUGUAGCGACUUGAACAGCGGCUGUAGCGACCAAGCAAACAAGCCCAUCUCAGCCCUGCUGCACGUCCUGAGCCGCCCGGGGAGCUGCCGCGCGGCGAGUCCCGACGGCGACAGCAGCAGCGCUGGGGGCGGCGGCGCUGCCGCCGCCGCCGCUGCAGCCCUUCGCAGUGACUUAGCAGACGCGUCUGACUGGAGCGGAAACGAGGUGGCUGUAGCGAUGGGCAGUAGCCGUCGCUGGGUCGGCAGUAGCAUGGAUUGGGCCGCCGGGAGGCGGAUGCCGGUGCCGCCGCCUGAUGGUGGUGGCGUUACGGAGACUCGCCGCAACAGCCUUGACCGCGGCACUAGCGGCUGUAGCAUCAGCAGCAGCGAUGCCUACUCCGAUAGCGACGGCGGCGUGUGGGGCAGCGCAGCCUGCUGUAGCGCGCUGCAGUCAGGUCCUCUUGGUGGCGGCGGCGGCGGCGGCGGAGACGCGUCCCUGUGGCUGGGCGCUGCAUUAGCGGAGGCAUCGCAGCGUCGUGGCGGGGCGUCACGUACGGCGACGCUGGGUCGCAGGUUUGCGCUUGGGCAGCAGCGCCAGCUACAGUACGAAGGGCCCUAUACGCAGCGGCCUCCGCCGGCCCCUACGGACACGUUGGCGGCAUCGUCAACCAGUGUCGUACGGCUGCCGGAAGGUAUGGCGCUGUGGAACGACAAUAGUUAUACCGCGGAGCAGCGUGUGACGGAGAUCCCAGCGGAGGCCCGUACGACUUCACCGGCGCCGCCGUCGACCUGUCUGUACACAAGUCCCCGCCAGCAUGCCUUCGUCAGCCUCAAGUUGCGAGACGGCCCGCUAUCGGGCCCCAUGCGCCGCCUGAGCGCCGCGUCACUCCGGCGAAACCUUACUGGCGCCAGCGCGCCGCCAAGCCCUUGCGGCCGCGGCGCCGUGCCGUACGACGACCACGCCGGCAGCUUUCAGCCCGGUGGCAGUGAAAGCGCCGCAGCUGGGCUUGCUUUGGCAAACGCCGCAGCCAGCCGCCGCCGCGGCGGGGAUGCGGACGGCGGCGGCGGCGGCGCCGCCGCUGGCCAACGCCUGAGCUUUGAGCAGCUGGCGGCGGCGGCGGUGGAGGCCACGCAGACGGUUCUCAGCGCACAGCGGGAGAUCGUGGGACCUUCUAGAAGCCCGCACAUGGCCACUUGGCUGGCGUUACCAGGCUGUGUACAUCUGAUUGUAUAUCUGUGUGGCGUUCAAGAGACGCGGUGCUCAGGUGCGGCGCCGCCGCUGCCCGCCGAUGACGUCUGGCGGGCGGCGCCGCCGCCGCCGUCACGGCAGCAGCAGGUGCUCUGGCGGCGCCAUACACCGCCGCCGCCGCCGCCGCUAGCAGGGCGCUCCGAGGCGGAUCGCGGAACGUCUUCUGACCGUCAGGAUUCGUCAUCGCGGGUGGCGCACAGCAUCUUGUUGGGGCUUCAGGUUGCCUUGGGGGACUCAGAACUGGUGGCGGCGGCGCGGCCGCCGCUGGCGACGCAGCAGCAAGGCGUACGACAAGCUCAGCUCGAGCGACUUGGAGACAUGGAGCUUCGGGCUGCGGAACCGGGCCACGGCGGCGGCGGCGGCGGCGUAGGUGGAGGGGGCGGCGGCGACGGCGUAGGUGGCGGCGGCGGCGGCGUGGGCGUCAUUGAGGACUGGCCCAUGCCUGGCGAUGUUCUUGACGACGAUGGCGAUGAUGGCGUGCUUGAUAAUGGCAGCAGCGGCGACCAGCUUCGUAUUUUGGGUGGCGUUGCGCGAGGCGGACGACCCUCCCACGCCAGUCCGGACCUGAGCACGGGUACGAGUACGAGUACGAGUACAAACAUAAGCGGCAGCGGGCCACCAGCGCAGCGGCUACCGUCGGAGCUGUGGCCGCGCUUGCACAUGCCCGUGCCGUACGCCUCAAGCAGCACUGCGGCGGCGGCAUCAACGCCGCCGGUAACGCCCACCUCCGCUGCGCACGCUGGUGAGUACGCCAUGGCUCUGCCGCCAUCCAGCGGCGAGUGGGGAAGCGGUACCAGCAACAGCAACACCGUCUCCUUGACGACCGAUUCCGUGCCGGCGUCGACGCCAUUAUCCGUACCUACCCCGCCGUCGCCGCCGCUGCCACCGUCGCCGCCGCCGGCGCCGCAUCGCGCUCCGCCGGCGGCGGCGCCGCCGCCGCUAGCGCCGUUACGGUGGUGGGAGCCGCGGCAUGUGGCGUCAGAUCGCAGUACUGAGGCUGCCCCUGGUUGCGGCCAUAGUCGGGCAGGUGGUACGGCAAGUCAGUUGGCUCCGGGGGAAAGCGCCGCCAGUAGUGCUUCGUUGGACGCAUUCUCCGUCAUCGCAGCAGCUCGUGUGGGCAGUACUUUAGUAAUGCUAGAUCCGUCAGGGGGCCCCAACGGGCCCCCUGUUCCGGUGCCGUACACGAUGUUGCUACAGCCUCCUUGUGCGGUGCUGCUGCCCGACGCCGCGACCAGCGGUGACGGCGGCGGAGGCGGCGACGGCAGUGGCGGAGGUGGCGUUGAAACAGGUCGGGCUGUGACGACGGUGGUGCUUCUUCCCUCGGCCGGCAGUGGCGGCGGCAGUGGCGGCGGCGGCGGCAGCUCCCGCCGUCAGCGGCCUCCGCCGCCACAAUGCCGUAUCCUGGUGACGCAAGGAGAUCGCGUAUUGUACGACGCACAUCGCUUGACGGCCGAUGGAGACGCUGGUGGCGCUGGUGGCGAACCCACCGUCGCUGUGGGGUCCUUUCGGUACGGCAUCACACUGCAAGGCGCGCGGCCCGGAUUGGCAUCCGUACACGUGUUGGGUUUGGCGCCGCGGACGGUUCCGAGGCCGUCGGAUCCGUCCGCCAGUCAGCCAAGCACGAACGCCAGCACCAGGUCUGGAUCUGGAUUUGGAUUCGAAUCUGGAUCUGGAUCUGGCGUUGCUGCUGCCCAACCGCCACAACGGGGUAAUCCUCGUUACAGUCACUUCUUGACUGUUUCGGCUGUGAUGAUUAUGCCACAGCCAGCGGCAGCAGAGCUGAUGUCGUUGUACGACAGGAUGGUAGACGAGCAGCUAGGUUCGGGCCGAACCGCUGCGAUGUACGGCGACGCCGCCGCCGAGGCAGCGGCGGCGGUGCAGGCGCAAGAAACGCGUUUGGAGGCGGAGCGACGCGUUGUCGACGACCACUGGAUCCCGUUCGUGCAAGAUUUGGACUUGUGCAUAACCCGCCGGCCGCUGCCGCCGCCGCCGCCGCCGUCGUCGUCGUCGCCGUCGCCGCCGCUGGAAUUGCAGGCCCUGCCAGCGGCAACGUCCCGGCUGCUGCCGCCGAGGCAAUGCUCCGGUCCCACAACCGUCGGCGCAGUUGCACCGCAGGCUGCGGCGGCGGCGGCGGCCGCCGUCCCAUCCUUCGGUUCAGAGUCGAGUACGCUGUACGACUGGCACACGAGCACGCUGCCGCUGCCGCCGCCGGCAUCGGCGGCGAUGGGGCCGUUAGUUCUGGGCCUCAACCCCUUGGUCCCCUUUGCGGUUUGGGAUGAUGUGCUGGCGGCGGCGACGGACUUUCUGCGCGUACACGGCCUUGCGCACGUUCUGUCGUACGUGCUGACGGCGCAAAUGGUAAUGUUGGGCGUGACAGACGGCCCGGCGGGGGUGCUGCGGCGCCGUCUCCAGUCGGUGCAGCGCCCUGCUGCGUCGGCGGCAGAGCACGACGGCGACGGCAGUACGACAGUGGAAGAUGAUCAGUCGCCGUUCGUCGUCGCCGCGGCCGGCGGAGGCGGAGGCGUCGGACGCGAGCAGCAGCUGAUGGCGGCUAAGGAGGAGGAGGAGGAGGAGGUGCCGCCGCCAACGUCGCCGCCGCGGGCUCCGGCGUCACAGCCGCCAGCGCAGCAGCAGGCGUUACCGCCGCCGCCGGUGCCGUCAUCAUUCCGUGACAGCGCACCAGUGCGGUCAUCGGCCUUUUUCUCGUCGUCAUUAACUGGUCGGCUCAGCCGGCUUUCAGAGGGCCAGAGCACCGGCAGCGGCAUGAGCGCCCGAAGCAUCGUCAGCGGCGGCGGCGGCGGCGGCGGCAGCAGUAGCAACAACCCGGCGGUGCCGUACAAGAGCAUGGUGGGACACAUGCCGGCAGAGGCUGUGGCGUCAGGACCACCUGGCGGCGGCGGCGGCGGCGCCCUAAGCUCCGCUUGCAGCUGGCCUGGGGUUGUUCCUUUGCCGCCGGAUUCGCUGCUCGAGGAUCAUUUUCGCACGUCGCAGCUGAAGAAAGCCACGUCGGCGGAGCUGGAUGCUCCGUGCCGUACAAGCUCUGGCAAUGACGGCGCCGCCGCUGGCGCUAGCGGCCCCGCAACGGCGGCAGCGGGCAGCAGCCGCUGCAAUGCCGGGGAGCGUGAGGCGACAGUUCACAUGAUUCACUAA